Brassica oleracea var. oleracea is the source of this 2171-nucleotide messenger RNA. RefSeq names its product probable glucuronoxylan glucuronosyltransferase F8H. The transcript is spliced from 3 exons. Lineage: Eukaryota; Viridiplantae; Streptophyta; Magnoliopsida; Brassicales; Brassicaceae. Bases 465 to 1865 code for a protein of 466 amino acids. The record is from RefSeq and is a predicted model, not a curated record. Gene Ontology annotation, molecular function: glycosyltransferase activity.
CAAGAGACCAUUUAUGAAGCACAUGUCUUCCCCAACUUACACAAAUGCGCAAAAGUAAUAAUUACAUGGGUAUUAUAGUCAUGUCACAUUUAAGUGGUACGGUUACGAGACGACCAAGCGAUGAACCCGAGACCAUUGCCGAGCUCCAUUCUGCUCCAUUGCAUCUAGAGCCAUGCGACCUCUUUCUCUCUCUUAUCUGAAGAUUUGUUUUUUUUUAAAAAAAAAAAUUCUUAAUGACCCCAUUGGAUUCGAACCAAACCCAUGACACGAGAGAAUGAUGAGAACCAGAUCACACCAAUCUUGAUCCAAAUGAAAUAGAAAAACAAUUCAUUCUUGAGAAACACCAACGACCCUUUCUCUACAUCUCUCCCAAUCUCCAUCCCUUGAUUUCUACUUCUCAAUCAUUAUCAUCACCAACAAAGAGAAAGCUCGGUUUCAUCUUUGCUCCUCUUAACAAUCAAGCAAUGUCGCUUGACACUAAGAGACCUAGCAUCAACAAGACCAAGAAGAAGACGGGUUUCAUCGUCAAAAUGCAGCUAAACAACAACAACAACAGAAGUGGACACAACAAAAGAAACCUCUUCUUCGUCUUCUUCAGAAACUAUUACAGGUGGGUCAUCUGGUUGUUCCUCUCUCUCUAUUUCUUCACAUCUUACUUCGCCGGAGACCAAUCCUCACCCUCGACCACCACCACAACGAGUCUCCUGUCUAACCACCUAACGUCGUCGUCCCUCCCAUCUCGCGCUCUCAUCGAAUCUUCCGCCAUUCUCAAACCAGGCGGUCUCUUCAGCGGAAUGAAGAUAUACGUUUACGAUCUACCGGCGAGAUUCAACGUCGACUGGGUGACGGCGUCGGACCGGUGCGCCAGUCACCUCUUCGCGGCGGAGGUAGCCAUCCACCGCGCCCUUCUCUCUGACUCCUCCGUCCGUACGUUGGACCCGGAAGAAGCAGACUUCUUCUUCGUCCCUGUGUACGUCUCCUGCAACUUCUCAACAUCCAACGGCUUCCCUUCUCUAAGCCACGCUCGCUCCCUCAUCAGCUCCGCCGUCGAUUUCCUCUCCGACAGUUACCCGUUUUGGAACCGGACUCGAGGCUCCGACCACGUCUUCGUCGCUUCUCAUGACUUCGGCGCAUGCUUCCACGCCAUGGAGGAUAUAGCGAUUGAAGAAGGGAUUCCAGAAUUUAUGAAAAAUUCGAUAAUUUUACAGACGUUUGGAGUUAAUUACAAGCAUCCAUGUCAAGAAGCCGAGCACGUGGUGAUCCCGCCGUAUAUUCCGCCGGAGAGCGUGCAGAGAGCAAUAGACAGAGCUCCGGCGAACGGACGGCGAGACAUAUGGGCGUUUUUCCGGGGGAAGAUGGAAGUCAACCCUAAGAAUAUAAGCGGACGCUUUUACAGCAAGGAAGUGCGAACGGCGAUUUUGAAGAAAUACGGCGGGAGGAGACGGUUUCAUCUUAACCGGCACCGGUUUGCUGGAUACCGUUCAGAGGUCGUGCGAUCGUUGUUUUGUCUCUGUCCUCUCGGAUGGGCCCCAUGGAGUCCUAGGCUAGUGGAAUCCGCCGUGUUGGGAUGCGUGCCCGUGGUUAUCGCGGAUGGGAUAAAGCUACCGUUCUCCGAGACGGUGCGGUGGUCGGAGAUAUCUCUCACGGUGGCUGAGAAAGACGUGAAGAAUCUGCGUAAGAUACUAGAGCGCGUGGCGGCGACUAAUUUGUCUGUGAUACAGCGAAACUUGCGUGAGCCGGCGUUUAAGCGGGCCCUCUUGUACAAUGUGCCGAUGAUGAAAGGUGAUGCCACGUGGCAUAUUCUCGAGGCGUUGCGGAGAAAGCUCGAUCGAUCUUCCCGGAGAUCAAGUGUUUUGAGCCAAUGAGUAGUUGACACGUAGGAUCAUGUGUCUAAAUGGAUGCCAGGCUGGAAUUUUUGGACUGUUGUCGAUAUUGUGAAACCGGAUGUCUCGUGUGGGGUCCAUAACGUGAGGAGAUUAACUUGGGCACGUGAGAUGUUUGCUGAGCUGGCUAUCAAUGAGUGGAGUAACAUGUGACUCAGGGAAGUAAAGUGUAAAGUAUGCUGACGUGUAAUUCUUUGGUUGAGUAGUCAUAUAAUUAUUUGAAAAUAAUAAAAGGACUUGUAGAUCGAAAUGCAUGCAGGGUUAAAUUAAAUCUCUACUCUCAGUUUA